Anas platyrhynchos (mallard) is the source of this 2627-nucleotide messenger RNA. The record is from RefSeq and is a predicted model, not a curated record. Lineage: Eukaryota; Metazoa; Chordata; Aves; Anseriformes; Anatidae.
CCCGCCUCCCCCCGGCUCUGCCCCCUCCCGCCCCGCGCCAUCUCGGCCCCGACUCGGCAACCGCUCUCCGGCCGCCCGUGCCCGCCCCGCGGCUCAGCAUGGCUCGGCAGCCCGCGGGCUUUCUUCAGGAGGCCUCUCACCAAAUCGCCGCCGGAGGCUCGGCGGGUCUUGUAGAAAUUUGCCUGAUGCAUCCCCUUGAUGUAGUGAAAACAAGGUUCCAAAUUCAAAGAGGGAAAACUGAUCCGACCAGUUACAAGAGCCUGGGGGACUGUUUUAGGACUAUUUUCCAGAGAGAAGGAUUGCUUGGCUUCUACAAGGGAAUACUCCCUCCCAUCUUAGCUGAGACACCCAAAAGGGCAGUGAAGUUUUUCACCUUUGAACAAUACAAGAAGCUAUUAGCAUAUGCAUCAUUACCACCAGGACUGGCAUUUGCAGUUGCUGGCUUGGGAUCUGGAUUAACAGAGGCAGUUGUGGUUAACCCCUUUGAAGUAGUAAAGGUUACCUUACAGACCAAUCGGAAUGCCUUCACAGAGCAACCAUCUAGCUUUGUUCAAGCUCAGCAGAUCAUUAAAACCAAUGGUUUGGGCCUCCAAGGACUCAACAAAGGUCUUACUGCAACACUGGGCCGUCAUGGAGUUUUUAACAUGGUUUACUUUGGAUUCUACUUCAACGUGAAAAACAUUCUUCCAGUCAAUAAAGAUCCAAAUUUGGAGUUUUUAAGGAAAUUUGGAAUUGGGCUAGUCUCAGGAACAAUAGCCUCAAUUAUUAACAUUCCUUUUGAUGUUGCAAAAAGUAGGAUUCAAGGACCACAGCCAGUUCCUGGAGAGAUCAAGUACAGAACCUGUUUUAAAACUAUGGCAACAGUCUAUAAAGAGGAAGGAUUUCUGGCUCUGUACAAAGGCUUGGUUCCCAAGAUCAUGAGACUUGGUCCAGGUGGCGCAGUGAUGCUUUUGGUUUAUGAAUACGUUUAUGCAUGGCUUCAGGACACAAUUGACUCCAAGUAGUGCUUCUGAAAAAUAUGAAGAUUAAUUAAUAAAAUGUCUUGUCCUGGCUUUAAAAAAUUAUCCCAAUUAAGAUGAAGACAAGAUAAUUCAAGCAACUCAUACAAGCUGAGGAACUGUUCUUCUAUCUUCCAAAACACAAUAAUGCCUCAUGGGAAUCUCUGAUAAGAAGACAUAUCCCAGAAAUUUCCUUGUUGCACUGAAAAAUAUGGAAAAAUUUUAACAUAGGUGCACUUCAUUCCAGGUUUGUGAAUCCUUGGAGCUCAAAAAUCUGUGCUUUGGAAGGCUGCUUGUCUUUUAUCUUUUUAUCACUUUUUCUUUAGAUGUAUAUUGUCUGUGUUGCAUGGGUAACAAUAGGUAGACUUUAUCAAUAAUUCCAUUGUCCAGGAAAGAAAAGGUUGAAAGCUAAAAUUCUAUUGUCAACUAAAUCGGUUAUUGGCUCAUGAUCUUUUCCUUUUUUUUUUUUUGUCUUUAAGUCCUAUUUUAUUUUUAGUGAAGAGACAGUCUACAGUUAAACCAAUUUCUUUUUCAUGGUGUUAAGGCUGCAUAAACUUUUAUCUUAUUUCAACUUGUAAAAACAGAAUAGGAUCAGUCACCUUACUAAUAGUAUGGCAGUGUGGAAAUAUACUUGUGUGCAAAUUUCAUUGCAAGUAGUGGUUUCCAGCAAACAGUCUUUUAAAAAGUGUUCUACUGAAUAGCAAUGGCUUAAGCAUCUCACUAAAGCUAACCAGCUGUAGAAUUCCUUUCCUGUACUGAGGCCUGAGAGUAUGGGAUCACAUUCAAGAUCAGAUCUUUCUUUCCUUUUGGCCAUAAUACAAUACCUGUGUUCUUUACAGAAAUACUGUUCAGUUGACUAUUUUUUAAAGCAAAAAGCAAGGAUGGCUGCAAUAAGUGGAUUCCACCUGUAUUUCAGUGGAUUUACUGUACACAACAUUUGUACUGAUUACUUCUAUUGUUAGGAAAAUUUGCCCACUGUUGUCUAGUGAUGAAACCUGGAAAUCUACAAAGAGAGGAAUGUAUUUUAAGAGAGGACUGUAGUUUACCUUACCACUGAAUGAAUGUUUAAUAUUGUAUGUAGAUAGAGCAAUAUUUGAAGAAUGACGUUUUCUCCUUUGUUUUAACCAUCUUUGCUGUAAUUCAAGCUAUUGCACAACAUUUAUAAAAAUACACAAUAUAUUAACAUUCUAUGAAGGAUAUGACAUCUCACACCAAUCUUAAUAUUUUUUUCCAUGUUCAUAUUCUGAACAUACCUACAGCAUGUGGAAAGCAUUCUGGAAUAAUAUUCAGAACUUUAUUAUUGCCCAAGGAAAACAGGUAAAUUUUCGAAGAUCAGAAUGUUAGCUCUCUUGGGAUAGAAGUUAAGAAGGUUUAAAGCAAGGUAACUGGGACAGAGUACUUGCCACUGGAUACAGAAAUCUAGAAAGGGAACUUGUUAAUAUUAAAUAAUAUCUGUGUUUGUAGCACCACCACCAUUAUACCUACAAGGGAAAAAAAAUGAUUCAGAACAACAUUGUAAACUUUACCAAGAGCCAUAUUUUACAAUCAUUAAAGCAGAAAUUAAAGACAACUUCUUAAAUUAAAAAAAAAAAAAAAAAAAAAAAAAAACCAUAAUCCUGGGGCCAAAAA